UUUUCUUUGUAUGUUUUAGAAAACUCAUAAUCUCAUUAAGAAAAAACUCAUUGUCUGGAGUUGUAGUUGAAGGUUCAAAAAGUAUUAUAUACGUAUUUUCUUUCCCAAUGGAAAACUCUUUGUUUUUAUUUUGAGGAUUAAAUCUAGCAAACCUCGUUAAAUCCUCAUUAAAUAGCCCUAUAUAUAUUACAACAAUCUAAAAGCAAACAAUCCACAUAAAUUUCCUUCCUUCUUAAUUCACACCAAAGCAAACAUAUAUUCUUCAGAAAAGUAAAUGGAGGGUCAAGUAGAGCAUAAAACAGUGCCAGUGAAUGGAAUAAACAUGCAUUUUGCUGAAAUAGGGCAAGGCCCUUUAGUCCUCUUCAUUCACGGCUUCCCAGAAUUCUGGUACUCAUGGAGGCACCAAAUGUCAUUCAUGGCUAAACAGGGUUACCGCGCGGUGUCUCCGGAUUUACGCGGCUACGGAGACACCACGGGAGCACCUAAAGAUGAUCCUAGCAAGUUCACAACCCUCGAUAUUGUUGGUGACCUAGUAGAGCUCCUGAAUAAAAUUGCACCACAAGAGGAGAAGGUGUUUGUUGUAGGGCAUGAUUGGGGUGCUGUUGCUUCUUGGGCUCUGUGUUUGUAUAGGCCUGAAAAGGUUAAGGCCUUUGUGUGCUUGAGUGUGGCUUUCAAUCCCAGGAAUCCUAUGAAGAAGCCACUUGAGACUCUGCGUGCGGUUUAUGGAGAUGAUUACUAUGUUGUUAGAUUUCAGGAGCCUGGAGUAAUAGAAGGUGAAUUUGAGAAGAUGAGUGUUAAGAAUGUGCUGAAGUACUUCCUAACAUAUAAAACCCCAGAUCCUAUUUACUUGAAGAAAGGAAAAUCAUUUGAAGAUACUAAUAAGUUGCCUUGCUGGUUAUCUGAGGAAGAAGUUGAUUUCUAUACUACAAAGUAUGAAGAAACUGGCUUCACUGGAGCAUUGAACUUUUAUCGAGCAAUAGACCGAAAUUGGGAGCUUACAUCAGCAUGGACAGGGGCUAAAAUUCAAGUACCAGUAAAAUUCAUUGUGGGUGACCUUGACCUUACUUACAAUGCUCCUGGCGCUAAGGAUUAUUUACACAAAGGAGCCUUCAAGAAACUAGUGCCACUCUUGGAUGAAAUUGUGGUAUUACAAGGUGUUGGACAUUUCAUCCACCAAGAAAACUUAGAUCCUGAUAGCGACAUUAAGAUGGAGGAGGUUAAUGGGAUUGAACACAAGACAAUGAGAGUGAAUGGGACAAGCAUGCACAUAGCUGAAAUGGGCCAAGGCCCAGUAGUCCUAUUCCUACAUGGCUUCCCGGAACUAUGGUACUCGUGGCGCCACCAAAUGCCAUUCAUGGCAGCCCACGGCUACCGUGUGGUGGCCCCGGACCUCCGUGGUUUCGGAGAUACCACUGGAGCAACCAAAGAUGACUUCACAGAGUUCACCACCCUCCAUGUUGUUGGUGACCUUGUGGAACUUCUUAACAUGAUUGCCCCUGAUCAGGAGAAGGUAUUUGUAGUGGGGCAUGACUGGGGAGCUAUGAUUGCUUGGUCUAUGUGUUUGUAUAGGCCUGAUAAGGUCAAGGCCCUUGUGAAUAUGAGCGUUCCGUUCAUUCCACGAAACCCCAUUUCAAUGCCCACUGUAGCUCUGCGCGCCACUUACGGAGAUGAAUACUAUAUUAUAAGAUUCCAGGAGCCUGGAGAAAUAGAAGAAGAGUUUGCUCAAUUAGGAACCAAGACAGUGUUGGAGAAGUUACUGACUAACCGAAACCCUGAAGCAUUAAAGUUGCCUAAAGGAAAGCCAUUUGACGGAAGUCCAGUGAUAUUGCCCCGUUGGCUCACUGUAAAGGAUGUCAAUUACUAUGCUAGCAAAUAUGAGCACACUGGCUUCACUGGUGGAUUGAAUUAUUAUAGAGCACUUGAUCUAAACUGGAAACUGACAGCACCAUGGACAGGGGCGAAAGUAAAUGUACCAGUGAAGUUCAUAGUGGGAGAUUUGGACACAACUUAUAAUUCAGCAGGAGUCAAGGAUUAUAUACACAAGGGUGGGUUAAAGAAAGAUGUGCCUUUGCUAGAAGACGUGGUUAUCUUGAAAGGGGUAGCUCAUUUUCUUCAACAAGAAAAGCCUGAUGAAGUCAACAAUCACAUCCAUGUCUUCUUCCAAGGCCGGCCUUCCUCUCAUUGAAACUUCAGCAAUUUGAUACUUCUUUUAAGCUUCCAUAAAAAGUUACAUAAAACCAGAAGAGUCAUACAAGAAUCAUUUCAUAUGCUUUAAAAUAUUCUUGUACCUUUUUCCAAAUAUAUUAAACCUAAAUAAAGUUGGUUUCCGAUUUC
Molecule: messenger RNA, 2334 nt
Organism: Capsicum annuum
Lineage: Eukaryota; Viridiplantae; Streptophyta; Magnoliopsida; Solanales; Solanaceae
Exons: 7
Coding region: 275-2185 (636 amino acids)
Molecular function (GO): hydrolase activity
Source: RefSeq, a predicted model, not a curated record